CUUCUUGGAAAUUAGAGAGAGACAGAAUGGUAGUUGGAGUAACGGCUUCCAUUUGCCAUUCAGUACUUGGUCAAGUGCAUUGGCAAUUUCGACUUAGAAAUAGUUUGAGCAUCACCACCAAAAGCUGUACAUCUGGUGGUGGAGGGCAGAAGUUGGAGGUGGCAGAGAUAAAGGAGAGAUGCGAGAAGUGGGAAUGGAAGGGCAAAUAUUCCAUCAAUUACUUUGUUUCUCAUUCGAAAAAUAAUUCCAAUCCCCCUCUUCUUCUUGUGCAUGGAUUUGGGGCUUCCAUUCCACACUGGCGCAGGAAUAUUCGGACACUAGCCCAGAAUUCCACUGUAUAUGCAAUUGACCUUCUUGGCUUUGGAGCUUCUGAUAAACCAACAGGCUUUUCGUAUACAAUGGAAACAUGGGCACAGUUGAUAUUGGACUUCUUGGAUGAAAUUGUUCAGAAACCGACUGUGCUGAUAGGCAACUCUGUUGGAAGUCUUGCUUGUGUAAUUGCUGCCUCAGAAUCUAGUAGAAGCCUAGUUCGAGGACUUGUACUGCUCAAUUGUGCUGGUGGUAUGAACAAUAAGGCAAUUGUUGAUGAUUGGAGAAUCAAGCUAUUAUUACCAUUGCUUUGGUUGUUUGAUUUUUUGUUGAGGCAACGUGGAAUUGCUUCAGCUAUAUUUCAAAGUGUCAGAAAGAGAGAGAACUUGAAGAACAUUUUAUUGUCUGUAUAUGGAAAUAAGGAAUCUGUGGAUGAAGAGCUAGUAGAGAUCAUAAUGGAACCAACUUAUGACGAUGGGGCACUAGAUGCUUUUGUUUCUAUUGUGACUGGCCCUCCAGGGCCAAACCCUGUACAGUUGAUGCCUAGAAUCUCCCAGCCUGUGCUACUUCUGUGGGGGGAUGAAGACCCAUUUACUCCUCUUGACGGACCCGUUGGUAAAUACUUCUCUUCACUACCUUCUAAACUACCAAAUGUAAGCCUGUUUGUGUUGCAAGGAGUAGGACAUUGUCCCCAUGAUGACAGGCCUCACUUGGUCCACCAAAAGCUGCUUCCCUGGUUGGCUCAUCUUCCUGCUUCAUGAGUCUUCACACCACUUCUCUUACUUUUUGUAUAAGAUUGAUCCAUUUAGAAUAUCAUAGUGUGUGUACAUGCCAUAUUGUAACCAUGAUUUUUAGCAAUGAAACCAUUUUCGUUAUUAUA
Corylus avellana is the source of this 1189-nucleotide messenger RNA. Its product is annotated as alpha/beta-Hydrolases superfamily protein. Gene Ontology annotation, molecular function: chlorophyllase activity. Gene Ontology annotation, cellular component: chloroplast. The record is from RefSeq and is a predicted model, not a curated record. Lineage: Eukaryota; Viridiplantae; Streptophyta; Magnoliopsida; Fagales; Betulaceae. Gene Ontology annotation, biological process: chlorophyll metabolic process.